GCCGAAAUCAAUACCGAUAUUUCAGUUUCAGUUUCCAAUUCGCACGUUUUCCCGGAGGCAGUGGAUUAUGAGAACCGUUGAUAAGAAGCGUGUAUUGUUGCAUGAGUUUGAGCAAUAAUUCAGUUUUCCCCAAUUGACUAGUCCAGACCUCCUUUUGCUUUUAGCUCUAGCCAAAAAAAGAGGCGUUAAGACUGUGAUUUCAACAGAGGGUGUAUAUUCGGGAAAGCACAGCAACGGGCGUUAAAACCGAAGGAUGGAGAUCUGGCUAAACCCUAACCACCGACUCCCCUGCUGUAAGCUCCGGUAGUGUUUUGGGCAAAAUGCAUUGUAUUUGCCCAGCACCUAUCCAAAACACAAGCGAAAACACGGACCGCAACGAAUUGUUUGCGCGUGCUUGACAGUAAUUGUAGUCUCAAUGACUUCUUAAGCAUAGACCUACUGAUGGAAUAACGUAACCAAUUACCUACGCAAGGAAACCUUACAACGUCCGUUUUGUCACUCGAUUCCUUGUCUGAAAGAGUAUAAGGAAUGUUUGGAAAACAGAAACGAAGGCUGUUUGGUGUUCUUUCAUUACCGGUAAUUGUGGCAGUAAUGUGCUGUGCUCAAAGCGCCAAUGAACCAGGAAACAUGUCUUUUGUCAAAGAGACAGUAGACAAGCUGUUGAAAGGGUAUGACAUUCGUCUUCGACCAGACUUUGGAGGUGCACCGGUGGCGGUUGGGAUGAGCAUCGACGUGGCGAGCAUAGACAUGGUGUCUGAGGUCAACAUGGACUACACGUUGACCAUGUAUUUCCAGCAGUACUGGAGGGACAAGCGGCUAGCAUAUUCUGGGAUACCUCUAAAUCUCACCCUAGACAACAGAGUAGCUGAUCAGCUCUGGGUUCCUGACACAUAUUUCCUAAAUGACAAGAAGUCUUUCGUACAUGGUGUCACAGUGAAAAACCGAAUGAUCCGUCUGCACCCAGAUGGCACAGUUCUUUAUGGACUAAGAAUCACCACCACUGCUGCUUGCAUGAUGGAUCUGAGAAGGUAUCCAUUAGAUGAACAGAAUUGUACUCUGGAGAUAGAGAGUUAUGGAUACACAACAGAUGAUAUUGAGUUUUACUGGAAGGGAGGAGAAAAUGCAGUGACGGGUGUGACCCGAAUCGAGCUUCCACAGUUCUCCAUUGUGGACUACAAACUUGUUUCCAGAAAUGUUGUCUUUUCCACAGGUGCCUAUCCUCGGCUGUCUUUGAGCUUCAAGCUAAAGAGAAACAUCGGCUAUUUCAUUCUGCAGACCUACAUGCCCUCGAUCCUGAUCACCAUCCUGUCCUGGGUAUCCUUCUGGAUCAACUAUGAUGCCUCAGCAGCCAGAGUGGCAUUAGGUAUCACAACUGUGCUGACCAUGACCACCAUCAACACCCAUUUGAGAGAAACACUUCCGAAGAUCCCAUAUGUCAAAGCCAUAGACAUGUAUCUGAUGGGCUGCUUCGUAUUUGUCUUCUUGGCUCUGCUGGAAUAUGCUUUCGUCAACUACAUUUUCUUUGGACGAGGCCCACAGAUGCAGAAGAAAUUGGCUGAGAAAGCUGAGAAAGCAAAUAAUGACCGCAACAAAUAUGACAGCAACAAGUCUGUUCAGGAAGGAGGCAAUUGCAAGGUGUCAUCCCUUAAACAGUCCAAUCAGGUACAAGGCCACCAUCACUCACGAGGGGUGGACUCCCAGGGAAACAUCCUUCUGACCACCCUGGAGAUCCACAAUGAGGUGGCCGGGAAUGAGAUCACGACCAGCGUUAGCGAGGCCCGAAACUCCACUUCAAUGGUGUUCGAUAACUCAGGAAUCCAGUAUCGGAAGCAGAGCACAACGCGGCCUGAGACGGGCCGCCACAGCCUGGACAGGAACACACAGUCCAAGAAACCGCGGCUACGCAGGCGUUCUUCCCAGCUCAAAAUCAAAAUCCCUGACCUCACAGAUGUGAACGCUAUUGAUCGAUGGUCACGGAUAAUAUUUCCCUCUGUUUUUUCUCUUUUUAACAUGAUCUAUUGGUUGUACUACGUGAAUUAGGCCUCAGAUGUCAAUGAGGUUUUCCCUUCACAAUAAUUUUUCAUGUUGCCAAGUGGAAAUUUGAGAUUUCUUUUUGCUCUACGGGACGUACUUGUGCGCCAUAUGUACUAUUUCAAGGUUUUUCUACAUUUUAACCCUUGCGGUGUACCUAAGGGAUCCUAUGGAAUGCUACCUGCACUUAAACGUGCUGUUUACCAUGCCCAUACCCAAACAUAUGCACUCAAACAUUCCCAUGCACUCAAAUUCACGCUAAAUAAAUGUUCUAAUGACUAUCUCCGUACACGGAAGUUGAAUUUUGAAGCCACAGGACUUCUGCAUGAUGCACUCAGAGCUGUUUUUAAUUUGUACAGUCUGGAUAUAAAUUUAUGUAUUGCUUAUUCAUAUUGAGAGAUGAUUUUUGCAAAUGUUUCAUGCCAAUAAAUCUUAAUUGUCAGAGCACAGGAGAUUAGUAUUGAAAGAGCAUUAUAUUGUGGAAAUGCAACAUAAUGAGGGCUGUAGGUCAAAUUACGUCUUUUGUUUCAGAGCUUGCUUUUUAAACACAAGCUGUACUAAACUUUACACUCUGCUGUUAUGAUCUUAUUUAGACAAAGUUUGUGUAUAAUCAUGUUAUGAUAUGCUUUUGGAACUUGAUUUCCAUCUGCCUUGGUUUGAUGCCACUUUUUGAAAUCAUCAUGGAAAAUGCUUCAGUACAUGUAAGAUCAGACAAUAAUUUUACAUUCAUCUAAUUUCAAGGAUAUCAAGAAGAUAAAAAAAUGAACAAAAAACACUGGAAAUGUGGAAUAUUACCAUCAGGGCCUGCAAAGGAUUUCCAAGAUGCCAUCAUAAGUAUUAUAGGAUGCUAUCAACAUCAUACAUAAUUAGACAUACAUACCUGAUAUUGUGUUUCAGAUUUGUUGCUUUUUUUAAAGUAGAUGUGUAGCAAAUACUGUAUGAUUUUCAAGUGAAAGGAUGGAUGUGUUUUUCCCUCCUUUUUUAAGAAUGCUUGAGUCAGUAUUUUAUUAAGAUAUUAUUGUAGGCCUUAUGUAAACAUCAUAUGGCCAUUUACAAUGCUUGUUUGACCGAAUACAUUUGGGAAGGGUUAUUUUAGCAGAAGGUGAAAGGAAAAGCUCCUAAUGCAUUUCAGACAAUUGUACGUUGACAUCAAUACACAACUUGUCUCAGGUUCUCCUCCUACAACAUGAACAUUAUCCAUAUUUCUUAUUUUUUUGAUCGUCAGUAUUCAAAUCAUAUUUGUUGUAAUCAUUUGUAUUAUAUCCUUGUGUACAGCAACAAUGAUAACAUAGCAGAUUGUUCUUGACAUAGGGACAGCAUGAUAUUGUUUGCAUUUAGAGGUUCUAUACUGAUUGUAUUCAAUUUUGUUUGGGAGAUUUCUUUAACACCAUGCAGUCAUUAUGAGCACUUUUCCAAUUUUCAGGGACCGAAAACCUUGCUGUCUGGUUGGAGAGUAAUGCUGUAUACUCAACUCCUGCUUGCAUACAAUCUAAAUAUAUUUAUAAAUCUCUUAAAAAUAUUCUGUGUGAGCUGAUAACGUCAUUUUAACAGGUUGUUUGCAGUUACAUUGUGUCAGUAGAUGCUCAUUAAUACUUUAAUUCCUUUUCUUCCCUCUUCUAUUGUAUGUUGUACAUAUAUAACCCAUGAUUCAGAUGUGUGACCAAUUUCUUUAUUUUUCUUUUUUUCUAAUAUUCUGUUUUGAGGUUUUAUUCUGUAAAGUCAACCCCACAAAUCACCAAAUCACUAUUUAUGAAAUAUGUUUAAAUUAUUAGAUAAAUGAGGGGUGAAUGCCCAGAGGACAAUAUAAGGAAAAUGAAUAAACUUUA
Messenger RNA from Xyrauchen texanus (razorback sucker), 3857 nucleotides. Its product is annotated as gamma-aminobutyric acid receptor subunit beta-3. Gene Ontology annotation, biological process: chemical synaptic transmission; regulation of membrane potential; nervous system process. Gene Ontology annotation, molecular function: GABA-A receptor activity; extracellular ligand-gated monoatomic ion channel activity; neurotransmitter receptor activity. The record is from RefSeq and is a predicted model, not a curated record. Bases 529 to 2040 code for a protein of 503 amino acids. NCBI's taxonomy places the organism in Eukaryota, Metazoa, Chordata, Actinopteri, Cypriniformes, Catostomidae. Gene Ontology annotation, cellular component: membrane; synapse; GABA-A receptor complex. The transcript is spliced from 10 exons.